This is a messenger RNA of Pleuronectes platessa (European plaice), 2385 nucleotides long. RefSeq names its product chemerin-like receptor 1. Gene Ontology annotation, molecular function: G protein-coupled receptor activity; complement receptor activity. Gene Ontology annotation, biological process: chemotaxis; positive regulation of cytosolic calcium ion concentration; phospholipase C-activating G protein-coupled receptor signaling pathway. Gene Ontology annotation, cellular component: plasma membrane. The record is from RefSeq and is a predicted model, not a curated record. NCBI's taxonomy places the organism in Eukaryota, Metazoa, Chordata, Actinopteri, Pleuronectiformes, Pleuronectidae. The coding region runs from base 125 to 1297 and encodes 390 amino acids. The transcript is spliced from 3 exons.
AAAAAUUACGGGUAGUGAUUCAUAUUAAAAUAGAGGGAGUAGGUUUUUUCUUUACAAAUUAAUAAUUUGGUUUUAAAAGCAAUGAGACGUGAGUUUUAAGGAGGACUCUACGGACCCUUGGUUAAUGAGUCUUUUUGUGUUACUGUGUGACGGGGAUCCCAAUUCAGUAACUCUGCCCAGGAAGCAGAAGCGAGAAGUAGCUUCAAGCGGCUGGGUGUUUCAGAACGAAGGCAUCAGAACAGUGAUCGCUUCCACAUCGACUCUAACGACACCAAGCAUGGACCUGGAUUAUAAAGAAUAUGAGGAUUAUACGCCAGACAAUGAAACUGAGAACGUCAAUGCCACCCCUGCUGUGCUCAUGAAAAACAGCAGCUCUCAUUCUUCGUUGGCACAUGCUCUAGUGGUAAUCAAUAUCAUUAUAACUGUUAUUGGCCUCAUAGGAAAUUCAGUCGUUAUCUGGAUCUGCGGAUGGAAAAUGAAAAGAACGGUGAUCACUAUUUGGUACAUCAGUCUGGCCAUUUCAAACUUUUUGUUCUGUGUAUUUCUGCCCCUGGAGGUUUUCUACAGAAUAACCUCGCACUGGCCUUUCGGACUGCUCUUGUGCAAGUUCACCUCCUCCGCCCUGUUUCUCAACAUGUACAGCAGUGUCUUCCUGCUGGUUCUGAUCAGCACUGAUCGCUGCGUGAUGAUUCUAUUCCCCAUAUGGUCACAUAACCACCGGUCAGUGAAGAAAGCAUUUGGAGUUGUUGUGCUCAUGUGGCUCCUUUCCGCGCUCCUAACGUGGCCCUCACUCAUCUACAGGCAGACUGUAGUCCACGGCUCAGUCACUCAGUGCUACACAGGCUAUAUGGACCACUACAUACACAGGGCAGUUGUCUUGUCUCGGUUCAUCUGCGGGUUCCUGAUUCCGUUCUUAAUAAUUAUCGUCUGCUGCUCCGUGCUUGGUGUGAAGCUCAACACUUUGACCGUCAAGUCAACAAAGCCGUACAAAAUCAUGGCGGCGCUCAUCUUGUCGUUUUUCUUCUGCUGGGUCCCCUACCACACCUUUGUUCUUCUGGAGUUGGACCUCACGUACCUCAGCCUGGAGGUUAUUAAAACUGGAAUGACGGUGGGAGCCACGCUGGCCGCAGCAAACUGCUUCAUAUCCCCAGCUCUGUACGUCUUCGUUGGUAACGACUUUAAACAAACCCUGAAGAGGUCUCUGACAUCCAGAAUGGAGGAGGCAAUGGCUGAGGAUUUCCGUACAGGAGGUCUCAAUAACUCACGGUGUAGGUCAAUGGAAGUGAUCAAAACCUAGGAUGGCACUUUGAGAGCAAAUUCCCGCCGCCAAAUUCCAUGGACCAAUAGUCUGGAUCUUCCCCUAAAUAAACGUUUUUUGUCCAGAUGAUUGGCUAUUUGUGUGUUCAAGGCAUUCAUUUAGUGUUUUUCAAUCUUGUUAAGAAAAUCUUCAGAUUCAGAUGAUUUUUUUUCUAAGAUUUUAUUCAUAUCUACAACUGAAUUUCUUCUGUGUUAUUAUGUUUGCAAACAGAUUCAAAUUGCAACUUAAAUAAAGUGGAAGGCAGAAUAAAUUGAAUAUUAUGAAUGUGUAUAAUAAAUCAAAUAUUUAAGCAAUUGAAUGAAAAACAAAAUGCCUUUUUUUAUCUUGUUAUUAGAAAUUGAUGCAUAUUGUUUAUCGUUCUAAUCAAUACAUUUAAAAUAUAACCAUAUACUAGUUUUGGGUUUAUUUGUGUAUUUGUGUUUAGUAAACUAAAUAAAGAUAAUACAUGUUAAUAUUUCUAUAAGAAUGGUGUAUUGUGUUCCAUCACCACUGACGAGUAGCAGACUUCACUAACUUCACAAAGCAUCGAACUACGGACAGGUUCAUCACUUUUUUGGGGGUCUGCUGGAAACAUGUUAGUUGUUGUUUUCCCGAUUUUGUCCUCACGUUUCUGUAUUUACAUGGGUCGUGACUUUUUGCAGCUCAUGUGGUGAGAAAUUUAUGAAGUUUUUUUUGUAAUUUGCAUUGCGUUGCGCUCUCUUGUUCUCCCUCUUUCCAGGAGUGAGCAGCUGUUUUCUGCAGUUAGACCUUGAGCAACUGUUAAAUAGGCCCUGCACCAAAAUCAAGCAUUCUCAGGGGCCCAUUCUUUGCACCAUUGCAUUUUGCACUAUUGCACACACUUGCGCUAUUCUUUUUCUUGUUGUUUUUCUUUAGGUGUUUAUAUAUAUAUUUUAUUUCUAUUUUGAAUUUGUAUAUUCUAUUUAACUUGUCUUACUCGAUAUAUAUUUUGUGUCUGCUUGUAAUAUUCUGAGCAUUGCUAUAAGAGAGCCUGUGACCCAAGCACUUCAUUGCAAGCGACUGCUUAAUGAAAUGUUUGUACAUAUGACAAUAAACUCUUGAAUCUUGAA